UAAUCAACUAAGAACACAAUCAUACUUUCAACUUACAACUCAAUCACACUUUCUAAUUCCUGCUACAUACCGAAGCAUAGGGCUGGUUUUCUUAUUUAAGUAGACAUGCUAACAGUGGAGUUGUUAUUCGAUACAGUGCUCUUCCAAAGUACAGUAGUGCGCUGAGAUUCCCCCCUUUUUUAAUGUUCUGAAACAACUUUUUUCUGUUUGAUUUACGUUUUAUUUAUUUUUCGAAGAAGUAUAGUAGCUGACUCGGUUAGAAAAACAGAAUUUAAAAUGUUGUGGAUUUUAUUUGUUUUACCCAUUGCUAUCUUGGCUCGUCAUCCACGUCCGAAUCCGAUUGCUAUUGUCGCAAAUGGUGGAUGUGGACCUCAGUAUGCCUGUAAGCCGGCUACCCAGUGUUCCGUUUGGUAUGCCGAACUUCGUACGCAUUCAUCGAAACCUUGUUCGGAUGCUCAAGGGUUCAUUGGGCUCUGUUGCCCAGAUGUUGUUCACGUGAAAUCUGUAGCAACCAAGCAUCCAGCGAUCCGUAAAAAUCGCGUGCUCCCCCCUGUGCAAUCUGUUCCAACGAAAAUUUUAGAGAAAUUGGCUCGGUCGGCUCGUGCUGAUUUGCUUCAAAUUAAUACAAUCGAAGAAAAUCUAAGCAGUAGAAAAGUUAUGAUGAGUGAAACUUCAAUGGCUUGGGGUCACUCAAAUAAUAAUGGUCCUUUAGAAAUGUCCCGCAUUCAAAGCGACAAAGCCCUGUUGGUCGUUAACGCUGCUCGACGAUUGCAGGACAAGUUACUACUUUCACCAGAACAGGCUGGACUUGGAUUACAAACGAUCGACACAAGAUUAAGUUUGUUAGAGGAUACAUGUCCUCGACUCCCGGUAUGUGUAAUAACAAAAUAUCGGACUUUUGACGGCACUUGCAACAACUUGCAACAACCUUCUUGGGGUAGCGCAUUAACGCCACUCGAACGCUUAGCUACACCGGAAUAUGGUGAUGGUAUAUGGGAUCCGAAAAUCGGUAAUUCGGGAAAACAACUUCCCAAUGUUCGUGUCGUCAGGACUACUAUCGUUACAGACGAAAACUUCCCAGCUGUAGAUAUGACGCACAUACUUAUGCAAUGGGGGCAGUUUGUGAAUCAUGACAUGAUCCGUGUUCCAUCGUUCCGAACUGCCAAUCAAUCCAACAUUGAAUGCUGCACUGCAGAGGGUGGGAUCAUUCCACCUGAAAUGCGCCAUCCUCACUGCUUCCCAAUUGACAUUCCAGCCAACGAUCCUUUCUAUGGUCCCAGAGGUGUACGAUGCUUGAACUUUGUUCGAUCCAUGAUUGCUCCUCGGAUAGAAUGUCGAAUGGGUUAUGCGGAACAAAUGGAUGAGAAUACUCACUUUCUCGAUGCGUCACAUGUAUACGGAUCAUCACCCGUUAUUGCUGCCAGUUUGCGUCAGUUUGUCGGAGGUCGUCUGAAAAUCUCCAAAAUUGAAGGUCGGCCUUACCCUCCCCAAAAUCUUCUAGAUGAAAGUUGUAUUGGCAAGGCUCCUGGAUUUGGUUGUUUUGUAUCAGGCGAUGUGCGUACCAAUCAAAUUAUGACACUUACAUCGUUGCACAUCAUUUUCCUGCGUCAGCAUAAUUUACUUGCAAACAAAUUGGCUGCUAUCAACCCUCAUUGGAAUGAUGAAGUUCUUUAUCAGGAAACUCGACGGAUUGUUGGUGCCUUGAUGCAGCACAUCACCUACAACGAAUUCCUUCCGUCUUUACUCGGUCGAACAACGAUGGACGCUUACGGCCUCACGCCGCAAACCCAUGGAUACUCUUCAAGUUACGACAAGAAUGCCAACCCAUCAGUUGCGAACGAAUUUGCCUCGGCUGCCUUCCGUAUGGGACACUCUCUCAUCCAGGGUGCAAUGAAUUUAGUGGAGGAAAACGGUAAAGUCCGAGUGGAACUGAUGCGAAACUGGUUCAACAAUCCUUCUUUACUUCGCCAAGCUGGCAUAUUGGACGCUGUGUUGCGAGGAAUGAUCGACCAGUGGCCCCAAAAGGUGGACGAAUGGGUCUCUGAGGACGUAACGAAUCAUCUCUUUCAAAGACCAAAGAAAGAUUUUGGAUUGGAUCUUGUAGCUAUCAAUAUGUGGCGUGGACGUGAUCACGGCCUUCCUGGUUACAAUACCUAUCGUCAAGUGUGCGGAUUGUCACCCAUGACCAACUUUCAGGAUCUCUUGGAAGUCAUGGAUCGUUCAGUAGUGGAUCGUUUGGCUUCAGUUUAUCGCUCCGUCAACGACAUUGACCUUUAUAUUGGUGGCCUAGUUGAGCGACAUUUGCCUGGUUCAAUGCUCGGUCCAGUGUUUUCGUGUAUAAUUUCCGAUCAAUUUGCACGUUCGAAGGAGGGAGAUCGUUUUUUUUACGAACACGGGGGACAUCAAAAUUCAUUUUCAUCAGCUCAGUUGCAAGAAAUCCGUAAAAUGAGUUUAGCAGCGAUCAUCUGUGACAACGCUGACCAUAUAGUCAAGGUUCAGCCGUUAGUUUUCCGCCAUCCUUCACCUACGAAUCCUCGUGUCAACUGCAAAUCGUCGACAAUUUCGCGUAUGAAUCUUGCUGUCUGGAAAAACUAAUAAUAACUAUUUAACUCCACAAUUACCCUUAUAAAUUUUUAUUGAAUAAGUCUAUGAUAAGUAAACAAAAAGAGCGCACCUUUUCCACAUAGUUUAUUGAAAUUUCUGUAGUUUUCAAUGAUAGUUUAUAAAUGCUUUAGUUUAAAUACACACAUUCAUAAAGCA
Messenger RNA from Daphnia pulicaria, 2760 nucleotides. Its product is annotated as chorion peroxidase-like. The transcript has 11 exons. Gene Ontology annotation, molecular function: peroxidase activity; heme binding. The record is from RefSeq and is a predicted model, not a curated record. Bases 277 to 2595 code for a protein of 772 amino acids. Gene Ontology annotation, biological process: response to oxidative stress. NCBI's taxonomy places the organism in Eukaryota, Metazoa, Arthropoda, Branchiopoda, Diplostraca, Daphniidae.